AUGAAGGAGAAGGUGUUCUGCGCUGUUCCGGAAGGCGUCAAGAUGGAAGGUGAUUUCGACUGUCUCGAGCUGAUCAAGGCGAUCUACGGUCUCAAGCAAGCCUCGCGUGUUUGGAACGAGACCUUCGACGAGUUCAUACGCUCGAUUGGUUUUCAAGCGUCGGGAUUCGAUCCAUGUCUUUACUGUUGA
Molecule: messenger RNA, 189 nt
Organism: Peronospora matthiolae
Lineage: Eukaryota; Oomycota; Peronosporomycetes; Peronosporales; Peronosporaceae
Source: the annotation of a GenBank genome assembly